GCGCCGCAUUGAUCAUGCAUGACUUCUGUGGCUGGGUCACUUUCCGGUUGGGAAGGUCCACACGUUGUCUCACAACUACAAAAGGGCCGUCUGCCUGUCUGUCGUUCUUUACUUUUCCCGUCUGAUUUUCAACUGCUCCAAGGCCUGGUCCUGAUUGCAAUUCGUGCUCUAGCUAGCACUUACUUACAACUCUCGCUUGCAUUCACUCACUGUCGACGUCCAUCUUUUAAAAACACUUUUGAUCAUCAUGAAAUUUUCUCUGGUGAUAGCUUCUCUGCUGGUACUGCCGUUUGCAGCUGCCGCCCCAACUUGCUCCCUUAGAUCAUCAUCUGCUGCUAGUGCCAGUACACCUACCUCGACUACCACCUCUACCUCUGCCUCUGGGCCAGUGUCUACUUCAACGCCUGUGAACCCUGGUAAUGGAUCUAUCGCAAUGGCCUGGUUUGCCAACUGGCACACCGACUACACGGUUGCCGACAUCAAGUGGGAGGGCUUCAAUAGAAUGGCUUACUUCGGAGCUAUCACUUCCGCUAGUGGAACUGCUAUAAUGACUGUCAGUGACAGCGCCCCUAGCGGUCCUGUCACCUUCGUUGCUGCCGCCAAGCAAAAUAACGUUGUCCCCGUAUUGACUAUUGGUGGUUGGGAUGGUUCCAUAUAUUUCUCAUCUUCUAUCUCCACCUCAAGCAACCGUACGACUUUCGUCCAGUCGAUCGUCAGCAUGGUGAAUAAGUAUGGCUUCCAAGGUGUCGAGUUCGACUGGGAGUACCCCGGUAGUGCCAACGGUCUUUCUUGCAACACACAGUCGUCUCAGGAUACUGCCAAUCUUCUGUCUACGCUCCAGGAGCUGAAGACGGCGUUACCGAAUGUGUCUUUCUCUGCUGCUACCCCUGUCAAGCCAUGGAACGAUGCUACGGGGAACCCAUCGACUGACCUCACCAGUUUUGCCCAGGUUUUGGAUUACGUCGAAAUCAUGAACUACGACGUGUAUGGCGACGGUUUCAGCAAGGUCGUAGGCCCCAACUCUCCUUUAGACGACUCCUGUGCUCCGGCUGCUGACCAAACUGGCUCUGCAACUUCUGCCGUCAAGCUCUGGACUGCUGCAGGGUUCUCUGCUUCCCAAAUCGUUCUUGGUGUGCCUAGCUACGGACAUGGCUACUCCAUCAGCCAAUCUGCAGCUGUCCAGGCUAACACGUUGGCCUCAUACCCCACCUUUAACACCAACAACCCCAUCCUCGGUGACAGCUGGGAUGCUGCUGGUCCAGAUGCUUGCGGUGUAAACCAGCCUGCUUCCGGGGACUUCAACUUCUGGGGACUCAUUGAUGCCGGUUUCCUGAACCAGGACGGUAGCGUCGCUUCUGGUAUGACCAGCCGUUUCGACAACUGCAGCCAGACGCCAUACGUCUACAACCCCAACACACAGAUUAUGGUAGCUUACGAUGAUGCUCAAUCCUUCACUGCAAAGGGCAAAUUCAUUAAACAGGCUGGCCUGGCUGGUUUCGCCCUGUGGGAGGUGGGCGGCGACUACAACAACAUUCUUUUGAACGCCAUCAAUGGCGCUAUCUCUGGCUCGUCAUGAUUACCACCCUGCGAUGAUUGAUUCAUCUGGACCUCACACUCACGCCACUUACCAUACCAAAUAUUGUACAGCAAUGCGGUUGAUCCGCUCAAAUUACUCAAGAGUUUUGAUACCUGCUGGGAUCGGGGUUAUCUGGAAUAGCAUGUUACGGGCUUAUAUUCGCAUUUGUAUUACUUGCUAGACAUGCAUACUUUGCUGUACUUUAUGUGCUGACAUCUUACAACAAAAUUGGCCUGCGUUACUAGUUUGCUUCUUCGCGUCCGACUAUGUAAUAGAAGGCGCCAUAAUACUAGUACUUA
Molecule: messenger RNA, 1875 nt
Organism: Suillus fuscotomentosus
Lineage: Eukaryota; Fungi; Basidiomycota; Agaricomycetes; Boletales; Suillaceae
Product: glycoside hydrolase family 18 protein
Exons: 7
Coding region: 248-1576 (442 amino acids)
Biological process (GO): carbohydrate metabolic process; chitin catabolic process
Cellular component (GO): extracellular region
Molecular function (GO): chitinase activity; chitin binding
Source: RefSeq, a predicted model, not a curated record